CCCGCCUCUUCCCCUCGAUUUGCCCUAACCCCCUUUCUUCGCCUCUUCUUCCUCGUUCCACUCCCGGCGUCGUACCAUCGCGGCAUCGUCUUCUCCGGUUCCCGUCCCCGUCGCCGUCCUCGGUCUUGAGGAGCUAAGUCUGAAGAAAUGGAGCGAUUUGCAUUUGUGGCAGAGUUGUUAGUUUCUUUGAAAGAUGAGGAUCCUACUGUUGUAAAACGGUCUAUUGUUAGUGGCACACAUUUGUUCUGCAGUGCCCUAGAAGAGAUUGCACUGCAGUUUCGUCAAUCUGGUGAGGCAGAGAAAUAUUUUCAAGAACUCUGGCUGGGGAUUUCCAAGUUUAAGGAUUCUGUUUUUUGUAUUUUCUUGAAGGAUGGCUCAGUCGGGACAAGAUUGGUUGCUGUGAAAUUUGUUGAGACAUUUAUUCUACUUUUCUUGCCUGAGACAAAUGGAUCUGAUUCACAAAGUACAACACAGACGCGAGAAGGAAAAUCACAAAGGUUUAAUAUUUCAUGGUUACUUGGACUGUAUCCAGUUCGUAAUUUAGAUAUGUUAAUUCAAGAAGCAGACAAGCAGUUACAUCUUCUUUUGGAUCAGCUUGAAUCACCUAAUUUGCUUCCUAGUUCUGCCAUAAUUGCUCUUAUAAACUGCCUUGCAGCGAUCGCAAGAAAAAGACCCUUGUACUAUAACCGUAUUCUCUCUGCAUUGAUCAGUUUCAGUCCUAAUUUCGAGUCUGAUGGAAGUCAUGUUUCCAGUAUCCAGUAUUCACUGAGAACAGCCUUUUUGAGUUUCUUGAAGUGCACAAAUGUGACCAUGAUUGCAUCACGUGAUCGGCUUCUUGGAAUCUUGCGAGGAAUGAAUGCUGGGGAAGCAGCCGAUCAAGUUAUUCGGCACAUUGAGAAAAUGACGAAAAAUGCUGAACGGGUUGGUGAUUCUCGAUACACAAAGGAGGAGCAGUUGUCUAGUUCUGGAGAUUUCAGUCGGAAGCGACCCAUAAUUCAUGAUAAUGGAAGGACACUUGUUCCUGAGGAGAUUUCCACCAAACAAGCACGCAUUGAUCCUGUCCAGUCUUCUAGUGGUUUAGCGCCAGAUGUUGGUUCAACAGAGGGACGUGCAAAAUCCUCUUCGCUGGGUGGUGAUAUGACACCAGUUGAACAGAUGAUUGCUUUAAUAGGUGCUCUGCUGGCUGAGGGAGACAGGGGGGCAAAAUCACUGGAAAUUUUGAUCUCAAAUUUUCAUCCUGAUCUCUUAGCUGAUAUUGUUAUGGCCAAUAUGAAAUACCUGCCAAAAAGCCCUCCUUUAUCUGGCAAGCCUGUUGUGUCUUCAACAACUUCACAGACAUCUAGUGUGCUGCAUCAGGUUCCACCUUCAUCCAGUGCAAUGUUCGCUCAGAGUUCAGGUUUCCCAUCUCAAACUACUGCCUUGUCCACUCCAAAUGGUACUACUUUACCAAUAUUAGAUGUCUUGCCUGCUGCUAGCAAUCUUACAGAUAUGAAGCGUGAUCCAAGAAGGGACCCUCGCAGACUAGACCCAAGACGUGCUGCAAUGCCUGCUGGGUCACAAUCAACUGUAGUCAUGGUGGAGGAUUCUGGUGGUGUACAAAAUGGGCCUAAAAGUUUUGAUUUGUCUGCUACUUCUAGACCUUACUUACUUCCUGUUACUACCAAGAGUGAAGAUACAAUAGUUUCUUUAGCAUGCAAGGCGGGAGCAGUGGCUUCAGAAGAGAGUGGGCCUCCUGCUGCUGUUCCAGGUACCAAUGAAAUAUCUGAAUCGUUGCAAGAAUCUUGUGAUGCAGAGAAUGCAACUGCAAUCCACAUACCAGAAGACAAGGAUACCACUUCUGAGCCACUUGAUCUGGAGGAGCAAUCAUCAAUUUCAGUGGAGGCUGCAACAUCGGAGACCAUUGAUGCCGGUUCGGCACAUGAAUCUGACCAGUAUUCUUCUGCUGUCUCUAGCUCCACUACAUCGGAAGAUACCAAUAGCAACUUGGUAAUACCACCAUUUCUGGAGUUAUCUAAUGAAGAUCAGGAAUCAAUAGUUAAAUCAGCAGUUACACGAAUUAUUGAGGCUUAUGACCACAUCCGUGCUGCAGGGGGCAGUCAUGUUCGUCUUGCAUUACUUGCUCGCUUGGUUGCUGAAAUUGAUGCCAACAAUAGCAUAGUUAUGAUGUUACAAAGGCAUGUAGUUGCAGAUUAUCAACAUCAAAAGGGACAUGACCUGUCCAUGCAUAUAUUGUACCAUUUGCAUGCAGCCAUGGUAUCACAAUCUGGAGGAUGCUACUUCUCAUAUUAUGAGACAAUCUAUGAACAGUUUCUUGUUUCUGUGGUCAAGGACUUACGUGAUAAUUUUCCAGCCUCUGAUAAAUCUCUUAGUAGGCUCCUUGGAGAGGCUCCUGCAUUGCCCAAUUCAGCAUUGCAACUAUUGGAGGAACUUUGCCAUCCAGAACCAGUUGAGCACAAUGGACAUGAAACAUACAAUGUGGAAGUUGAACGUGUCACACAGGGUCUUGGUGCUCUUUGGAGCUUGAUUUUAGGGCGUCCACUGGUUCGUCAGUCCUGCUUGGAUAUUGUUCUAAAGAGUGCUGUUCAUGCGCAAGAUGAUGUCCGAGCUAAAGCAAUUCGUCUGGUUGCAAAUAAACUAUAUCAUCUCAGUUAUUUAUCAGAAAAAAUUGAACAGUUCGCAACAAACAUGCUACUGUCAGUUGUUGAUGGGGAGCUAUCUCCAAAUACUGAUGUUGAUCAAAGAACGAGGGCAAAUUAUGAAAACCAUGAAACAUCCACUGGUGGUUCGCAAAGCUCAGAACCUGGUGCUACAGAUAGUGACUCAAUCAAAGGCGACACAAAGUUUGCUGAUAAUGCUCAACAAUUGUCUUCUUCACAAGCUCAACGUUGCAUGUCCCUCUACUUUGCCUUAUGUACUAAGAAACCAAGCCUUCUACAGCUUGUUUUUAGCGUUUAUGGCAGAUCUCAGAAAGCUGUUAAGCAGGUGAUUCAUCGACAUAUUCCUAUUCUGGUGAGAAACAUUGGCUCAUCAUAUUCUGAGUUAUUACAUAUAAUUUCAGAGCCACCACAUGGGAGUGAAAACUUAUUAAUAUUGGUACUUCAAACCUUGACGGCUGAAUGUACGCCUGCUCCUGAUUUGAUUGCUACGGUGAAGCAGCUAUAUGAGACCAAACUAAAGGAUGCAGCUAUUCUUAUCCCAAUACUGUCUUUGCUUUCUAAAGAUGAGGUUCUUCCUAUUUUCCCUAAGCUUGUUGAUCUUCCGUUGGAAAAGUUCAAGAAUGCACUUGAUUACAUACUGCAGGGCUCAGCUCAUACAGGCCCUGCAUUAACACCUGUUGAGGUCUUGGUCGCCAUUCAUGGAAUUAACCCUGAAAAAGAAGGGAUUGCACUUAAGAAGAUAACCGAGGCAUGUACAGCUUGCUUUGUACAACGCACUGUUUUCACUCAACAAGUUCUUGCCAAAGCACUGAAUCAGUUGGUGGAGCAGAUUCCGCUUCCUUUGCUUUUUAUGAGAACUGUGAUUCAGGCCAUUGACGCUUUUCCUGCCUUGGUUGACUUCGUGAUGGGAAUAUUAUCCAGACUAAUAAGCAAGCAGAUUUGGCAGAUGCCAAAGUUGUGGGUUGGAUUUUUAAAGUGUGCAUAUCAGACACAACCACAUUCCUUUAACGUGUUGCUACAGUUACCAGCACCGCAACUUGAGAGUGCUUUGAACAAGCAUACUUCCCUCAGGGUUCCCCUUGCCGCAUAUGCCAAUCAGCCAAGUAUCAGAACAUCAUUGCCUAGGUCUACACUAGCCGUAUUGGGUCUUGUUAACGAAAAGUUGCCGCCCACAUUUAUGCAAGUGUCGGCAUCACAAUCUUCUGAGACCUGCUCUUCAGUGCAAAGCACAACUCCAACUUGAGAUUGAAAUUUGGUCAGUUGUAGAUUUCUGAUAAAGUGGAUGAGCUUCCUAUGACUUCAUCAGUGGAAGGUGCUCUAAGCUGGACACAGCGGCUGAGAUAUUUUUAAAUCAGCGCGUGGCAGUACAGGCUGGUUAAUUCAUUGCCAUAAGAGUUACCCCAUUGCUGUAGGAAGCUCGGGCAACAUGAUUGCAGAAUGCUAGACUGCUAGCUUCCAACCAUGGCGGGGGGAGCUUUAUGUUGGUAAAUUAGCUUCUGAAGCACUUUGGCCGGAAGCGAGAGAUGAGCAGCACUCCAGCCCUGGCAACUGUACAGAUCCGUAGUUUGAGCCAGGCAUCGUCGCGUAAUUUUCUGUCCUCAUAUCACAUGCCAUUAUAUUGGUCAUUGUUUGCAGCUGUUUCUGCGUAUGCUUCUUUCCCUCCUCCAUUUGUAGCUGCUUGAAUAUCAUCAACUGGUCUGUCUGUAAUCUUGUAAACUUGUAAAAUGUGAUGUCCCAAGUAUGAAGAUCCUUUUUUCUUCU
Messenger RNA from Nymphaea colorata (pocket water lily), 4418 nucleotides. RefSeq lists its product as uncharacterized. The record is from RefSeq and is a predicted model, not a curated record. The transcript is spliced from 27 exons. Lineage: Eukaryota; Viridiplantae; Streptophyta; Magnoliopsida; Nymphaeales; Nymphaeaceae. Bases 148 to 3900 code for a protein of 1250 amino acids.